AUGGCUGCAGCAGCCUCGUCGUCAGUGAGUUUGAAGCUUUUGAUCGACACCAAAAGCCGCAAAGUCCUAUUUGCCGAAGCUAAUAAAAGCACAGUUGAUUUCCUUUUCCAUGUCCUGUCCUUGCCAGUGGGAACUGUUAUAAGGCUUCUGGGCAAGCAAGGAAUGGUAGGUUGCCUGGCCAACCUAUACGAGAGCAUUGAGAGUCUAGACGAAACUUAUAUACAACCCAACCAGAGCAAAGACACCCUUCUCAAGCCAAGAGCCCCUUCUUCCGCUGCUGCUUCUAUUCCUCUCUUGUCCCUCAACGAUGGAUUAACCGGAACUGUCUUCUACAGGUGCGGCCAUCGUCACGAUUGCAACUUUGCGUCUGAUGACCCCAAGGCGAUAUGUCCCCGGUGCAAGAAAGCCAUGACAAUCAGAAUGACAUAUGUUGCUCCCCCAGCAGCGUUCAAUGUGAAGGAAGUUGGAGCCCUGGAGGAGAAGGUGGUGAUUCUUGGCAUGAAUGAGGCUUUGAUGUUGCUCAAGGCGUCUUUGGAGUCCAAGACGGUGCUCACAAAUGUCUUCCUGAAGAACAUGGAAAAUGAAUAUGCUCUUACUUUUGUCAAGGGGGUGGUGACAUAUAUGGCUAUGGACGACAUGGGAGGUGGAGCCCUUGAAGAAAAGGUGGUGAAUCUGGGGAUGAAUGAGGCAGUCAUCAUGGGAUCCUCCAAGAUAAGCUUGAAACUUUUGAUCGACACCAAUAACAACCAAGUUCUGUUCGCAGAAGCCGGGAAAAACUUCGUAGAUUUCCUUCUUCAUAUCCUCUCCUUGCCAUUGGGUACUGCUACAAGGCUUCUCCGCAAGCAAGAGACCAUUGGUUCCCUGGAAAAUCUGUACCGUAGCAUCGAAAAUCUUGAUGAAGCCUACAUCCAGCCAAACCAAAACAAAGACAUCUUGCUACGUCCAAAACCACCUGCCGGCGCUCCGGUCACCCUCUUGGCGCUCGAGGAUUCGCGGAAACCGGAGAUAACACAGGGCAAAGCAUUUUAUAGGUGCGGCAGUAAUUGUUCCAGGAAUGUGACCGAUGACCCUCGAGCUGUUUGCCCCAAUUGCAGGUGCACCAUGAAUUCGGCCAUGAACUAUGUAGUUCCCCCACAAACUUCGGACAGUAAAGAAGGCGGAUUUGUGAAGGGGGCGGCGACUUACAUGAUCACGGACGACUUGGAGUUGAAGCCCAUGUCUGCCAUUUCCAGCAUUGCUCUGCUUAACGAGCUUAAUGUCAAGAAUCUAAGCGCCCUCAAAGAAAAGGAAGUGGAUCUUAGCAUGAAUGAGGCCUUGAAGCUGCUUCAGGCGUCUUUGGAGUCCAAGACGGUGCUUACCAGUGUCUUCUUGGAUGUCAAAUCUGAAAUUCCAUGAGAACCGUCUAGUGUUUCACUUUUGGAUAUCAAUUUUAUGUUGGAAUCAGUGACUAUUUUGAUCCUUUUUUGCUUAAUUAAGGUACCAAUUCUAAAUGAUCACUACCACUGGUAUGUAAUUCAUUUCAUCCUAA
This is a messenger RNA of Coffea arabica (coffee), 1528 nucleotides long. RefSeq lists its product as uncharacterized. The record is from RefSeq and is a predicted model, not a curated record. NCBI's taxonomy places the organism in Eukaryota, Viridiplantae, Streptophyta, Magnoliopsida, Gentianales, Rubiaceae.